Messenger RNA from Sus scrofa (pig), 9214 nucleotides. Lineage: Eukaryota; Metazoa; Chordata; Mammalia; Artiodactyla; Suidae. The record is from RefSeq and is a predicted model, not a curated record.
UAGCCCUUGUCGGGUUGCUACAGCACCGCGCCAAGGUUAGGCUUUUGGGUAGAUGGAAGAGAGGGAGGGGCGGGCUCAGAGCGCCCGGAAGGGCUCGCGCGCGGCCCCCGACAAUGGUAAAACGGAAGUCCUACUCCUUCGGAGCUCCUCGUCCGGGCGGAAGAAGCGUUCUUCCUCUAGCGGUGGCUGCGUAGCUGCGCGCCUCUGCGGUCUGCGGCUUGGCUUCCGGGAGCUACGGGAGCAUCCUCACCUGGUAAGAGAAAGGAGGGGAACUUGGCGCGUGCCUCCUGCGGGGGCCAGAGAGCCCACCAUCCGCCCUGCCGCAACGGCUGUUAAUGCUGGGAGCAGUCAAGGUUCAUUUGUUUUCAUUUCGGACGUUUGUCUUAACAUGGACAAACACACUUCCUUCCACGGUCGUACUGUUUACCUGACCCUCAGAACACUUUUUUGCUUUAAAGACAUUUGAUGUUCCCAGUCUCUGAAUUCUGGUGUUGAUGUUGAUUGAAUAUGCCUUUUUAGCAUAUUAAAAUGGCUGUACCCAAGGACGCCAUCCCUUCAUUGUCGGAAUGCCAGUGCCAGAUCUGUGUGGAAAUUCUAUUUGAGCCUGUGACACUCCCUUGUAACCACACGCUGUGUAAACCAUGCUUCCAGUCGACUGUCGAAAAAGCAAAUUUGUGCUGCCCCUUCUGUCGCCGCCGAGUCUCUUCGUGGACUCGACACCGCACCCGAACAAAUUCUCUUGUCAACAUGGAACUGUGGAAGAUAAUUCAGAAACACUAUCCAAAAGAAUGCAAGCUUAGAGCCUCUGGGCAAGAAUCAGAGGAAAUUGUUGAUGACCAUCAACCAGUCCGCCUAUUAAGUAAACCUGGGGAAUUAAGAAGAGAAUAUGAAGAGGAGAUAAGCAAGGUAGAGGCAGAGCGACGAGCCAAUGAGGAAGAAGAAAACAAAGCCAGUGAAGAAUAUAUACAGAGGUUAUUGGCAGAGGAGGAAGAAGAAGAAAAACGACAGGCAGAAAAUAGGCAAAGGGAGAUGGAAGAACAGCUGAAACGUGAUGAAGAGCUGGCAAGAAAGCUAAGUCUUCAAAUUAACAAUUUCUGUGGCGGAAGUGUCUUGGCAUUGCCCUUGAAUUCCAAAAAAUCUGAUCCAGUCACAACAAAGUCACAAAAGAAAAAUAAGAACAAGCCAACAAACACUGGAGAUAUUGAAAAGUAUUUGUCACCUAAAUCUCAACUUGGGUCAGCAUCACAGUCUGAAGUUGUACAAGAAGAUAGGAAAAACUCCGUGUCUAAGGAAACUGACAGCAGUGGUAUGAAGAGCCCUACAUGGCAAGACACAGACGUUGAGGAAGAUAUGCCAACACUUUCUCCACAGAUAUGCCCUGAAGUUCAAGAGCAAGGUGUAAAACCUUCAAUGGAGUCACCUAUGCCUCAGUUAUAUGCCAGUGGUAGAGAAUGGUGCCUUGAAGGACAAAUGGAAACAAAAGCAAGCAAUCAUGAGAAAGAGUUAUGUGUCAUAAAUCAUGAGGGACCUAAAGCCAGAGUUCCCGACUCUGAAGAAGCUGCAGUUAAAACUUGUGGCAAAACAGAGAGUGGGUUCACUGUCUCUGAUACGACACCGAUAAUUAGAAAUAACACACCGGAGAUAGAAAAUGAAGAGUCUAACCUACUGAUCAAUAAGGAUAUCUUCAAAAGGAAAAAUCAGGAAUCUUUGUUUGAAGCAGUCAGGGACCCAUGCUCUUCUGCAAAAAGAAGAAAAAUGUUCCCCACAGCUUCCUCAGAUGAAGAGGAAACAGAAAUCAGCUUUACUCAAAAACUGAUAGAUUUGGAACAUCUACUUUUUGAGAGACAUAAACAAGAAGAACAGGACCGGUUGUUAGCAUUACAGCUUCAAAAAGAGGUGGAUCAAGAGCACAUGAGGCCAAACAGGCAAAGAGGAUCCCCAGAUGGCUAUCAGUUACGUGCUACGUCCUCACCUCCAGACAGAUUGCUAAAUGGACAGAGGAGGAGUUCCAAAGAUAGGAACUUCAAAAGACAAACUGAUCUAGAGCAUCCAAAACCUCAGAGAGGCUCAAAAAAUGAAAAUUGGCAAACUUCUUUUAAGAUCCAGUGGAAACAUUCAGUUAACGGAAGAAAUAUACCAAAUUCUAUUAGAGAUAAUUGUAGUGUACCUAAAACUGCUCAGUCCCUACAGCCGAGUAAGUCCCAGAAAAGUAUUUUUCAGAUGUUUCAGAGAUACACAAAGUAAUGGAUAGGUAAAGGGAGUAUUUUAUAAUCUAGUAAAGCUGGGUUGUGAAGCUCUCUAUCAUAGAUUCUUUAUAAAUUUUCAUUAAUUCUGCUUUGUGGGCACAUUCAUUAUCCUUAAUUAAAGGACUGUGCGAUCACAAGGGAGGGACGUACAAAUGUGUUUGUGCCAAACUCAGUUGUAAGCAAGGGUCACGGUCCUUUUCUUUUUUAGUAACUGAUAUGCUAAGUUGAUAGUCCUUAUGGAUAAAAAUGCCUUGGCCAGGGAGUUCCCUGAUAGCCUAGUGGGUAAGGAUCUGACAUUGUCACUGCUGUGGCGGGGGUUCGAUCCCUGGCCCAGGAACUUCUGCAUGCUGCAGGCGUGACCCAGAAAAAGGGGGGAAAAAACACUUGAAAAAAAAUAAAUGCCUUGACUAACUCCCAAGAAACCUUCAUUUUCAUGUGUUUUCAAAAAAUGCAUAUUUAAUGGCCUUUGCCCACCUUUUUGGCAUGACUAAUAAAGCAAUACUAUAAUAGUCCAAGUAUUUAAUCUAGGUAGGGUUUAAAAUCUAAAUUUUGUUGCAACUCUACCAUCUAUUUGCAAAGCACUUGAAAUUCAUCUUCCGUAACACUACAGUCAUCUAGUUUCCAUUUCUACUUUAAUUAGUUUAAGUAUUAAAAGCAUUUUCUUUGACGUAAAAUUAGGACUAACACGAAAUCAGAAAAAUGAGAAUUUUCUGGAAAAUUAGGAAUUAGUUGACAGAAAGGAAACUAGACUCUUGGUGCAGAAGGAGCUAAGAGUUGGGAUGAGGCUCAGUGGGAUGGAUUGACAAUUUGGAAAUACUGGAACCGAAUGGGUAAUCAGACAGGUGGGUUCCAGGAUGGAGUGGCAAGUGUAGUUUGCCCCAGUAUUCUGCUUCAUUCUUUCUUUGCUAAAUAACACAGAAAACAUUUGAGUUUUACAGCUUUUCAUACCAUAGUAUAUAAUCUGCUAUUCCAGGGAAAGAAAAAAAAAAAGGUAUUGCUCUAAGAGAAUUAUAUCACAGUAUCCUAGAUUGUAGAACCUGGCUAACCAUGUGUUUAUUUCUUCAAGUUAUCAUUUAUAUUGGUACUGACUUUUAUUUGUGUUUAUGGAUAAAAGUAGAAAGUAUGAUACUUGGGUUUUGCUCUCUCUUACCCCUGAAAGUUAAGUCAGAAGGCAGCAAUUUCAUUUGGUGAAAUUUAACUUAGAGAUUGUUAAUCUUCUAUUUCAUUAAUGUGAACAACCUUGAGCAAACAACAGUUUUGACAGCAUUUCUGCUGAUGUCUAGUUAGCCAUCCUUUUCAGGUGAUUAUACAAUAAAAUGUCCUAGGGCUAGUAAUUCUAGCUUAAAGUUGUCUGUAUUUUUACACAUUGUUACAAUUUUUUUCCUCCAAAUUUUAUAACUGAAAUUCUAUAAUCUCUGCAUACUUGAUGGCAUCCACUUCAGUAUUGAUUGGGUGAUUAUGGGUAGAAUUCUGAUGCUGAUUUAAAACUUAGUUUGCCCUUUCUCAAAAGUGCUUGACCUCUGAGUAAUAAUUGUGUUGAAAUGAAGCAUAGUUAAUAAUUAACCAGAUAUGUCUAAAAUAGACUAAAGUCUAUCGUUUCAUCAAACCAGUAUUUUUAUAAUAAGACUAGUUUUGCUUUCCAUUUUAUGGUAGAUACUGUUGGACCCCUCAAAUAGAGUUAUAUAAGUAAAUCUUCCUGGAAUAGUCCAUAACCAAAAGGGCAGAAAAUAGUGUAAGGUAUUUAGUAUUUACAUAUAUAACCACUUAUUUGUGAAGAAGUUUUCCUGACUAAAGUUGGUUUCAAGAUAAAUUUUAAUUUCUCAAUUAGUCUUUAUGAUACUCCGACCAUGUAUGCAUUUUUGUGAGAAAUCAGUAAAUGUUUUGUGUCAGUCAUUAGAACGUAUUGAUACUUUUCCUCCCAUUUUAUGGAAGGGAUAUGAGAGUGUUUAAUUUCUCAGGGAGUGCUAAAACUGUGUAGAGGUUGAGUAUCUGAAAAUUAAAGUAAUUAUUAAAAAUUAAAGGGACUAUGUGUCUUAUCACCGUUAAAAAUAAAAAUUAACACAUGAAAAUAAAAAGUUGUGCAUAACAAAAACUACUAUAAAGGAAAAUUGGAAGACUAUGCAAACUGGGGAUGAUAUAGAUGUGAAUUACCACAAAGAGCUAAUUUCCUUUGUAAAAAUUGUCUGCCAGUACAUUAAAAAAAAGACUUAACAACCCAAAAGAGAAAUUAGAAAAUUUUAUGUUCCCAAGAAACUUAGUUCCCAAGAAAGGAAGUAAAUGGCUCUUAGAUGUGUGAAAAAAUACAUAGUAUUCUAGUGCUCAUAUAUUUCCCCAACCUUCAGAUUAGUAAAGAAGGUGGGGGUUUUUUGGUCUUGUUUUUAUCUGUGUAUAUGUUUUGGGGUUUGUUUCCAAUCUUGGCAAGAGUGUGAGGAAAUAGGCACUCUUACAGGUUACUUGGUAUGAAUAGACAAUUUAAAAGCCCUAGAGGGAUAACCUUGACAAUUCUACCUCUAGGGAUUUCUUUUUUUUUUUUUUUUUUUUUGUCUUUUUGUCUUUUUGCUAUUUCUUUGGGCUGCACCUGCAGCAUAUGGAGGUUCCCAGGCUAGGGGUCUAAUCGGAGCUGUAGCCACUGGCCUAUGCCAGAGCCACAGCAACUUGGGAUCCGAGCCGCGUCUGCAGCUUACACCACAGCUCACAGCAACGCCGGAUCGUUAACCCACUGAGCAAGGGCAGGGACCGAACCCGCAACCUCAUGGUUCCUAGUGGGAUUCGUUAACCACUGCGCCACGACGGGAACUCCCCUCUAGGGAUUUCUUUUUUUUUUUUUUAUUUUUAUUUUCCCACUGUACAGCAAGGGGGUCAUGUUAUUCUUACAUGUAUACAUUACAAUUACAUUUUUUCCACCCUUUGUUCUGUUGCAACAUGAGUAUCUAAACAAAGUUCUCAAUGCUAUUCAGCAGGAUCUCCUUGUAUAUAUAUUCUAAGUUGUGUCUGAUAAGCCCAAGCUCCCGAUCCCUCCCACCCCCUCCCUCUCCCAUCAGGCAACCACAAGUCUUUUCUCCAAGUCCAAGAUUUUCUUUUCUGGGGAGAUGUUCAUUUGUGCUGGAUGUUAGAUUCCAGUUAUAAGUGAUAUCAUAUGGUAUUUGUCUUUGUCUUUCUGGCUCAUUUCACUCAGUAUGAGAUUCUCUAGUUCCAUCCAUGUUGCUGCAAAUGGCAUUAUGUCAUCCUUUUUUAUGGCUGAGUAGUAUUCCAUUGUGUAUAUAUACCACUUCUUCCGAAUCCAAUCCUCUGUCGAUGGACAUUUGGAUUGUUUCCAUGUCCUGGCUCUUGUGAAUAGUGCUGCAAUGAACAUGCGGGUGCACGUGUCUCUUUUAAGUAGAGCUUUGUCCGGAUAGAUGCCCAAGAAUGGGAUUGCAGGGUCAUAUGGAAGUUCUAUGUAUAGAUUUCUAAGGUAUCUCCAAACUGUUCUCCAUAGUGGCUGUACCAGUUUACAUUCCCACCAACAGUGCAGGAGGGUUAUAAGUACCUCCUUUUUUUUUUUUUUUUUUUAACUUUUUUUCCAUUUUUGUUUUUGGCUUACUUUUGGCUUCCCCGUGGCAUAUGGAGUUCAUGGGCCAGGGAUCAGAUCCCAGCUGCAGUUGCAAUCUACACUGAAGCUGUGGCAACACUGUGUACUUAAUCCAUUGUGCCAGGUCAGGAAUCAAACCUGUGUCCCCAGGCUCCUAGGGAUUUCUUAAAGCUGUCUUCACCUAUCUGUAGAGUGGCAUGCACAAAACACUUUUGUAUGGCAUUGUUUGUAAUAACAAGCUUAGAAACAACCUUAAUUGUAUCAAUUAACAAUACAUGAUGGUAAAAUAGAAUACUAUACAGCAAUUAAAAAACCCACUUUACUGAUAUGAGAAGAACUAUAAGAUGUAGUUAAAAAAUACAAGAUAUAGGAUAGCAUACAUAGCAUGCAAUCAUUUGUCCAAAGAAGAGAAAUAUAUAUAUAUGAGAGAAACUUGUCAGCAGGGAGAGAAACUGGAUGGCUGGAAAGUAGUGGAAGAAUAACUUUUCACUAUAUGUUCUUUUAUAUUUUGAAUUUUCAAUCAUAUUGAAUAUAUAUCAUUAGUCAAAAUUAAAAUGUUCUUGGAAUUCCCUGGAGGCCUAGUGGUUAAGGACUGGCAUUGUCAUUGCUAUGGCUUGGGUUACUGUUGUGGCUUGGUUAGAUCUAUGUGCCAGGGAUUUCCGUAUGCCUUGGGCACAGCCAAAAAGCAAAAAAUGUAAAUGUUCUUAAAAUAUUGCAAGAUAAAAGAUACUUAUGCAUCCUAGCCUACACCACUCUAGAUGGUCCUAUUUUGCCUUUAAAAUGUAAGAAUCAAUUCUGAGAAAUUUUUCAGUGCAAAAAAAAAUUAGCAUUGUGAAUUUUUGGAAAUAGCAUUGUGAAUGAAUUAGAAUAUAUUUAGAUUUAAUGUACUUUUAAAAAAAUUAUUUGGAAAUCAAAUCAUAUGCUUUUCAGGUAGAAUUGCUACAGAACUGCAGUCCCACUGAGAAUCGUGAGAAAAGCCAGAUAAAAAUGUAAAAUUUUCAGAGUUCCCUGGCUUUGUCACUGCUGUGGCUCAGGAUCCGUUCCUGACCAGAACUUGUGCAUGCUGAGGACACAGCUGGGCGGGGGUGGAAGUAAACUUUUCUACUUAAAAGCUGCUGGGGAGUUCCCAUUGUGGUGCAGUUGAAAUGAAUCCAACUAGUAUCCAUGAGGAUGCAUGUUUGAUCCCUGGCCUUGCUCAGUGGCUUAAGGGUCCAGCGUUGCCAUGAGCUGCAGUGUAGGUCGCAGACGCAGCUCAGAUCUAGCAUUGCUGUGGCUCUGGUGUAGGCUGAUGGCUACAGCUCUGAUUCAACCCUUAGUCUGGGAACUUGGGUGCGGCCCCAAAAUAAAUAAAUAAAGAAAUAGCAAGCUACUGAAAGAAUGAGGAUUAAGUUAGGGGCUACGUUUCUAGACAGGGGAAACUUGAGAGGUGAACUGAUAUUUGCAACCACUUUUUUGCUUGUAGCAUGUGCCUGUUCUGAGUGCAGGACAACAAUCCAGGCUGCUGCUGGUGAACCGAGAAACUGACAGAGCUCUUGGCCCAUCUCAUGAAGCUGGAGUGACAAUAGUGGAGACUUGAAACACAACGUCGGUUUUCCCGUCAAGAUAACUGCGGUUUAAAACUUUGGAGCAAAGGCUAAAAGACUGAAAACCUUUGAGAAACAGAGGAGCUGUCAUCAGGCUUGCAGUGCUGAUGAGAUAAGAACAGAGUUCAGGACCUACCAGAGGAAAAGAGCCUGUUGAACACAUCAGAGCCUCAUUUGAAAGCCCUAGCACAGAAGUUUACAAAGUAUAUCUCAGCAGCCAAACCUGCACGCUGCCAAUAGUUAUAGGGCCGUGAGCUAAGAAUACUUUUAAAUGACUCUUAGAUACCUUAGUUCACAAACAUUUAUUCCGUAAGGAGUUGAGCUAUGGGACUAGUAAUUUGUGCGUGCAUUUUGGACCACCAAACCAAGGGCAGGAGGUGCAGCACAGAAGAAAGUAAUUUCCUUGGGAGUCCAUUGUGGCACAGCAGGAACAAACCAACUAGUGUCCAUUGAGGAUUCGAGUUCAAUCCCUGCCCUCACUCAGUGGGUUGGGGAUCUGGCGUUGUGGUGAGCUGUGGUGUAGGCUGGCAGCUGGAGCUCCGAUUAGACCCCUAGCUUGGAAACUAACAUAUGCCGCAGCUGCAGCCCCAAAAAGGGGGAAAAAAAAAGAAGAAGGAAAGAAAGAAAAAAGAAGAGUUCCCGUCGUGGUUCAGGGGUUAACAAACCUGACUAGGAUACAUGGGGAUUCGAGUUUGAUCCCUGGCCUCCCUCAGUGGGUUAAGGAUCCGGCAUUGCCAUGAGCUGUGGUGUAGGUUGCAGACAUGGCUCGGAUCUGGUGUUGCUGUGGAUGCGGCGUAGGCUGGCAUCUACAGCUCCAAUUGGACCCUUAGCCUGCGAACCUCCAUAUGCCGAGGGUACAACCCUAAAGAGACAAAAAAAGACCAAAAAAAAAAAAAAAAGUAAUUUCCUUUUAACUUGGUUCCUGCCUAUAUGACCUUAGAUGAGCUACUUACUCUCCCUAUUUUUUUUUUUUUUCUUUUCUGCAGCUUAUGGAAAUUACUGGGCCAGGGGUGGAAUCAGAGCUGCAGCUGGGGCCUACACCAAGCCAUGAAAACACUGCAUCCAAUCCACAUCUGUGAGCUAUGCCACAGCUUGCAGCAACAUCAGAUCCUUAACCACUGAGCUAGGACAGGGAUCAAACCCACAUCCUUACAGAGACAAUGUCAGGUCCUUAACCCAUUGAGCCCCAGUGGGAACUCCCUUAACCUCCCUUUAUAAAUUUGUAAAUGGAAAUCAAUGUAUGGAACAGAGUUGCUAUCAAGUCCCAGCAAGCUUUCUAAUUCCUCAACUACAGGGAUGCCAAGAACCCCUCUCUGAAAUUUCCUCUAUAAAAAAUUAAGGCCAUCAGGCAUCAGCACUAAUUCCCAGAGCCCCUAAGGAGGGUACACUCUGGAAAUAACAAUAACACUAGGAUAAGAUUUAAAGGAGGGCAUUUUAGUAAUUGAAAUGGAUGAUAAUGAAUUACAAAACAUUUUCCCCAUGGGAACAAGAAUCCCCACGCACCAAGGAAAAGAUUGAUUGAUUUUGAUAGCCAGGAUAAGUAAGCACUGGAGCAGGUUGUAAACCUGUCUCAUCAAUCAAUGACAACUUGGUUCACUGAACACAGCUCUGAAAACCAAACAAUCAGUGAAAGCUGUAUGCUUUCAAAGUCCGCUAAUCAUCAGUGGCCUCAGGCCAGUAAACACACUUUCUGCAAAACCAAUACCAUCACACUUCUGCACACAGGAGAUUUAAGGAUUGCUUUGUGCAGUGCUGGUCUCCUGACCACUGGAAUACUAGUGCUUUACUUAAGUAAUAAACUCACAUUUGAGGUCUUA